Molecule: messenger RNA, 474 nt
Organism: Staurois parvus
Lineage: Eukaryota; Metazoa; Chordata; Amphibia; Anura; Ranidae
Source: the annotation of a GenBank genome assembly
GUCAGACUGCAACUCUGGGACACCGCUGGUCAAGAGAGGUUCCGUAGCCUCAUCCCAAGCUACAUCCGAGACUCUACUGUGGCUGUGGUAGUUUAUGACAUCACAAAUCUGAACUCCUUCCAUCAAACAUCCAAAUGGAUUGACGAUGUGAGAACAGAAAGAGGAAGUGAUGUCAUAAUAAUGCUUGUUGGAAAUAAAACAGAUCUGGCAGAUAAACGGCAGAUCACCAUAGAAGAAGGGGAGCAACGGGCAAAGGAGCUCAAUGUCAUGUUUAUUGAAACUAGUGCCAAAACAGGAUACAAUGUUAAACAGCUAUUUCGCCGAGUGGCUUCUGCACUGCCUGGGAUGGAGUGUACAGAGGAGAAGAGCAAGGAUGGCAGUAUCCUUUAUCAUAGAGGCUUUGUAACCUCAGAACCUGGUGCUUUUUAUAACCUCUGUAUUGAAUUGCUCCUAUAUUUUUCAGGAUAUACAUAA